CCCUCUAUUCACAGUAGGCCUAUAUUAAAUUUCAUUCAACCCCUCCAUUUUUUAUAUAUACAACACCCUAUCUUUUUUCUUUCCAUCUUUGUGUUCACUCAUUUCAUUUCAUUUUUUUUUUAUUUUAAAAAAGCUCACAAUGGGAGAGGAGGUGAAGAAGCCAGAAGAGGAGAAGAAGAAGGCGGAAGAGGAACAAAAACCGGCUGCCGGAGAUGAGAAAAAGGGAGAGGAGUCAAAAGAGGCGCCGCCACCUCCGCCGCCGAUGGAGGUUGUUUUGAGAGUUUUCAUGCAUUGUGAAGGUUGUGCUAGGAAAGUCCGGCGAUGUCUCAAAGGCUUUGAUGGUGUGGAAGAUGUUUCAACAGACUGUAAAACACAUAAGGUGGUGGUGAAGGGUGAUAAAGUGGAUCCAAUGAAGGUUCUUGAAAGAGUCCAAAAAAAGAGUCACCGGAAAGUUGAACUUCUGUCGCCGGUUCCAAAACCGCCGGCUGAGGAAGAGGCCAAGAAGCCGGAGAAAGAAGAACCACCUAAACCUGAAGAAAAGAAAGAUGAGCCGCCGCCGGUGAUUACAGUGGUUUUAAAAGUACACAUGCAUUGUGAAGCUUGUGCCCAAGAAAUUAGAAAACGGAUUCUUCGGAUGAAAGGGGUGGAAAGUGCGGUACCAGAUCUAAAGAGUUCUCAGGUGACAGUUAAAGGCACUUUCACAGCAACAGAGCUGUUGGAUUACAUUCACAAAAGAACCGGAAAACAGGCCAUCAUUGUUAAGCAAGACCCCGACCCGAAAAAGGAUGAGGAAAACAAUGGUAAAGACGAGAAAAAGGACGGUGAAAAGAAGGAAGAGAAAAAAGGCGACGAAGGUGGUGGUGAUGAUAAGCAAGAAAUGAUGCCGGAAGAUAUUUUGGCCGCAUUGGAGAUGAGAAAAAAUGAAUACAAUUAUUAUUAUCAACCUGCAAAUUACCAAAUGUACCCGCCAAGAUAUGCACCAGAAGCAGCAUCAUAUCAUCCAUACCCCCCAUUACCUCCACCACAAAUGUUUAGUGAUGAAAACCCCAAUGCCUGCAUUGUUAUGUAAAUACGAAAAUAAAGGGUAUGGUUUAAGAAUUAUUAAGAUUGGUUGGUGUUUGAGUUUUUGUAAUGGUCUCCACUACAUGUUUGUUGGACUUAUUGUAUGGAGUAUCAAAAGUCUGCGGAAAACAAAAGCUUUAGAA
Messenger RNA from Erigeron canadensis, 1205 nucleotides. RefSeq names its product heavy metal-associated isoprenylated plant protein 7-like. Bases 140 to 1069 code for a protein of 309 amino acids. Gene Ontology annotation, molecular function: metal ion binding. The transcript is spliced from 5 exons. NCBI's taxonomy places the organism in Eukaryota, Viridiplantae, Streptophyta, Magnoliopsida, Asterales, Asteraceae. The record is from RefSeq and is a predicted model, not a curated record.